Molecule: messenger RNA, 1567 nt
Organism: Papaver somniferum (opium poppy)
Lineage: Eukaryota; Viridiplantae; Streptophyta; Magnoliopsida; Ranunculales; Papaveraceae
Product: rhomboid-like protein 14, mitochondrial
Exons: 2
Coding region: 118-789 (223 amino acids)
Cellular component (GO): membrane
Molecular function (GO): serine-type endopeptidase activity
Source: RefSeq, a predicted model, not a curated record
UCGAACUGUCCAGUGCUUCUUGUUUCUUCCUUCGUUAUUAAAACCAGAAUUUAUUUAUUUUUUUUCCUUCUUACAGAUCAAAGAGAGAACAAGAAAGAAAUAAAAAAAGAAAGAGAAAUGAACAGAAAUGUUGGAAGUGGAAGAGGUAUAACAAGAGGGAUGAUACCAUUGUUAGCUCUUCAUGCUGUGAAUGAAUAUUACAGAUUACCAAUUAAACCUCCUGUUACUGCUGGAUUAAUAGUAGCUAAUACUCUAAUCUACCUAAGACCUGGUAUUCUUCAUACACUUCUUCCAUCUAUUGAUCAAGUCUGGUUCAAUCCUCGCCUCAUCGUAAGAGACAGGGACCUUAAGCGUUUUUUCUUGUCAGCAUUUUACCACUUGGGUGAGUCGCACCUUGUUUUCAACAUGAUGUCACUCCUGUGGAAGGGGAUCCAGUUGGAAACUUCAAUGGGGAGCAUUGAGUUUGCAUCAAUGGUUGCUGCACUACUUGCAAUGUCCCAAGGAACCACGCUACUUCUUGCCAAAACUCUUUUUCUAUUUGAUUAUGAACAAGCUUUCAAGAAUGAAUACUCGGUGGGGUUUUCAGGAGUCCUCUUUGCAAUGAAAGUUGUCCUCAAUUCCCAAUCAGAUAACUACACUAAUGUGUAUGGACUCAUGGUACCUGCAGGCCAUGCAGCAUGGGCGGAACUGAUCCUUAUACAGAUGUUUGUGCCAAAUGUGUCAUUCUUGGGUCACCUUGGGGGAAUACUUGCAGGGAUUAUCUAUCUUCGAUUGAAACGUUCAUAUUAAGGUCCAGAUCCGCUUACUACAGUUAUAAGAGGUGCUAUGGGUAUAUUGAGCUGGCCACUUAAGUUUGCCCGUAAUUUGUUUAGAUUACGUCGAUGCCGUAUUUCUGGCAGAGGACGGGUUGGUGGUGGUGGGAGUCGGACAGGGAGGAAUGUUACUGGUGCUUCAUGGAGAUGUCCAGCUUGCACUUACGAUAAUUUUGACAGGUUAAAUGUUUGCGAGAUGUGUGGCAGUGGAAGAACAGAUAACAACAGUAACAGUGUAGCAUCUUCUACUCAGUCAUCGUCAAAUAGGUCUCGCGGGGGAAACCUCUCUUUAGAAGAACUAAGGGUCCGGAGAAUUGAAAGAUUUGGUAGAUGAUGAUUUUGACGUCAUCUGAUGGGAUGGUGGACAUAUUCCUUGUCCUUGAUAACUAAAUCUAUGCUAUUUUAGCUUUGGGUUCAAUGUCCCUAUUGUCUAGAUGGAGGUGGACAGAUGGCAAGAUCAUGGAACAAUGUAAUGGUGGGUUUGGAUGUAGAAUUUUAAAGGUGACUUAUAGGUCCAUGGAUUUUGUGGAAUUACGUUUCCUCGGUACGUUUGGUUGCUCAAAUUCCUGUAAUCAUGUUUCUCACGGGAAUCAGUUUUCCAACAAAUCCUUCAUAUGGAGUCCGACCCUCCCUACGAUUUGCUGGGAAACUUAUCAAGUGAUUUAUGAACCCAUUUAUUUUAACUUUAACUCGUAUAUGUAUGCAAUUUGAAGAUUCUAAGGGUAAUAUCAAACAGUAUAUGGAUUUUAAACCAA